Molecule: messenger RNA, 720 nt
Organism: Capsicum annuum
Lineage: Eukaryota; Viridiplantae; Streptophyta; Magnoliopsida; Solanales; Solanaceae
Exons: 2
Coding region: 1-720 (239 amino acids)
Source: RefSeq, a predicted model, not a curated record
AUGGACGAAAUGGUUGAUGAAGAGGGAGAUCUUCAGGUAGUUGAGAAUGAUGAACCAAAAAGUGAUCCAUUGUCUACCAUGAAGCUUAGCAAUCUUUCAAUUAAUAUCCCAUUGUUAGAGGCCAUUCAAGAGAUUUUGGGAUAUGCUAAGCUAAUGAAGAAGUUGAUGUCAAAGAAACGUCUGGUUGAUGGAAAAACCAUUAAAGUUACCCACGGGUAUAGCACUAUCAUGACUAAAGCUAUAGUGGAAAAGAAGGAGGAUCUCGAGGCAUUUACAAUCCCUUUCACCAUAAGGACACAUAAGUUUAAGAAAUCCUUGUGUGGACUUAAUGCAAACAUCAAUCUCAUGCCCUAUUCAAUAUAUCAGAUACUUUGUUGGGGAACUCCUACACCAACAACAAUGAGGCUAUUGAUUAUGGACCGGUCUAUCAAAAGACCAGUUGGAGUUUUAUUUGAUGUCUUGGUGAAUGUGGAUCGCUUUAUUCUACUGGUGGACUUCGUUGUGCUUGGUUGUGAAAUUAUUCUUGGGAGACCUUUUCUUGCAACCAGAAGAACGAUUGUUAAUAUGGAGCGAAGAGAAAUAAAAUUUUGGGUCCAAAGUGAUGAAGUAUCCUUUCAAGUAUGUAAGACCAAGAAACAACCCAUGAAACUACAAGUGGUGUCCGUCAUUGAUGUAGUGGACACAGAGGUAGAUGAUGGGUCCCUUAAGGACCUAUUUUGA